Messenger RNA from Erythranthe guttata (spotted monkey flower), 1209 nucleotides. Its product is annotated as F-box/kelch-repeat protein At3g23880. The record is from RefSeq and is a predicted model, not a curated record. NCBI's taxonomy places the organism in Eukaryota, Viridiplantae, Streptophyta, Magnoliopsida, Lamiales, Phrymaceae. Gene Ontology annotation, molecular function: protein binding.
AUGAAAACCAAAUCCUCGACCAAGCGUAAAUUCCCAGAAAUGGAAGCCACCAAGCAAAAAACCCCCAAAAUGGAGGUCGAAUUCCUAAAAAAUCUGCCAUCGGAGAUCGUAAUCGAAAUAUUAUCAAGGCUUCCGAUUCCAACAAUCAAAAUCUGCAAACGCGUUCGCAAGUCAUGGCGAGAUCUGAUCCAGACUCGCGAGUUCGUCGAUUCGCAUCUCUCCAAAUCGGUCCCGGGUCUGGUUGUCAGUGAAGACCGCGACAGGUUCGAAGUUUUCGAAUUCGAAGACGAACUCCUCGAUCUCGAAGAUUCCGAUCUUCGCUACAAACCGGUAGCACGAUUCGAUUGCAGUACACUGGCAAUUAGCAUCUUGGAUAUAAAAGGCUCUGUUAAUGGCUUGCUCUUUUUGAGCCCGGUAUCCUCCUAUCCCUCUGAUUAUUACAUAUGCAAUCCAAUCACUCGUGAGUUUAUCGAGUUUCCGUAUGACGAGCGCUUUCUCGGAUAUCCGUUGGAUUGUCCGGCCAAUUACGGAUUUGGGGUGAGCAAAGUUACCGGCCAGUAUAAGGUUGUUAGGAUUGUUCGGAGGCUUAAGUCUAUAUGUCACGUUUACACACUUGGAACGGGGAAAUGGAGAAGAAUCACGCCACCUGGCGUACCGUUGAGAAACGACCGUAAUUCGAACGGGGCGUUUCUUAACGGAUGUCUUCAUUGGGUUGUAGAAGAUUUCACGGCCCCACUUUCGAUUUGUUGCUUUGAUCUCGAGACAGAGACUUUUAGCACGUUCGAUCCCCCGCCUCUUUCGAGGAGGAGAAACGGACAUCUGCAUAUCGUAGUAGCUUCGGGGGAUUACUUAUGUGUGUGCGACAAUACAUUUGAAGAUGACGUUGCUUUUUGGGUUAUGAAGGACUACGGAGACGCAAAAUCUUGGACGAAGCAAUUUGUUAUCGGAAAAAGUGAUCGGUUUGUUUGUCCGUAUGGUGUAUCAUCUGGGGAAAUUCUUUAUCCUAUCAAAGUUUUCAAAGAUGGUCACGCGUUGAUGUUGUUUGGCAACGCAUACAUGUGCUACUACUCGGGCAAGACUAAAACUAGUAAACGAAUGGCUGUGUUUGGAAUGGAUACUCAUAUGGAGGCAAUGGUUCAUACGCCGAGCUUUCUCUCACUAAAAAGUUUCCCGAAAGAGUAUGUAACCUCGUUCCGUCGUUUUCAUUAA